Drosophila suzukii is the source of this 3128-nucleotide messenger RNA. RefSeq names its product morpheyus (gene mey). The record is from RefSeq and is a predicted model, not a curated record. Lineage: Eukaryota; Metazoa; Arthropoda; Insecta; Diptera; Drosophilidae.
GCCGGAAUACAGAAUACAGAACACAGAGGCCAAAAUGCAACUGCGGUCAAUGACAAAGAAGCGAGGAGUCAGCAUGAUGGCGCCUGGGCUAAUGCUGCUUUUGGUGGACACCUCUUCGGUGGCGGCACGCAAGCUGCCCAAGCGGCCGGCGGUGAAACCGUUGAAGACAUUUCCGCGCAACAACGCCACACCGAUUCCGGCAACGGGAGCGGGAAUUGCGGCGCCGAACGGAAGCGAGCUACCAAAACCGUUGAGCGUUGAGCCAGCGGAAGCGAUUGUCGCAUCGCCACCUGGCUCUGCAGAUUCCUCAGGUGAUUCUGCCACUGCCACUGCCACUGCGACUGCCAAUGCCCCCGCCCCUGCCCCAGCAUCACCUGCUAUAUCACCUGCCGCCGAGACCAAGGCCGAUGAUCUGGGCCCCGCUCCCAUGGCAACACCUUCGGGGAGCUCCUCUUCGGUGGACGAGGACUGCGAACCGGAUAUGAUUGGCUUCGAACUCAUAACAGGGUACGUGCUAUCGGCGCCAUCGAAGCAACUGGAAACGCUGCCCGGCACCCUCAUGCUGACCGACUGCCUGGAGGCCUGCCAGGCCAAUGAAUCUUGCAGCGCGGUUAAUUACGAGACGGGCCUGUGUGUCAUGUUCCGCAGCACCGCCGAUCAGUUGCCAGGUUCACUUUCCCGCUCCCAGUACCCCGUGUUCACCGUUUACGCGCAGAAAUCCUGCUUCGGAGUGCGUCCCUGCUCGAAGGCCUGGUGCAUCGAUCGCGUCCAGGGCUACCGACUCCCAGAGCGGGCCAAGGCCAGCCAGAGUGUGGCCACGCGGCGCGACUGCAUCGAGCUCUGCCUGGGCGAGACGGAGUUCACCUGCCGAUCGGCCAACUACUAUGCGCACUCUGGCCUGUGCGAGCUCUCGGACAUGGAUCGCAUUACGCUGUCGGACGAGGCGAACAUCGCGGCCUACGAUGGCGCCGACUAUCUGGAGAACAACUGCGCGGAGGAGCCCAGCAAGCUGUGCGAGUUCAAGCGCGUAGCGGGUCGCAUUCUGAAGACGGUGGACUCGGUGCACCAGAACGUUCAGACCCUGGACGAAUGCCGCGACCUCUGCCUGACGGCCCCGUUCCGGUGUCACUCGUACGACUACAACGAGACCGGGGAGCUGGUGUGCCGCCUCCAUCACAGCCGGGCCACUUUGACGGAUCUCUCCGAGCCCUACCUCUCCAUCGAGGAGGCGGCCACCUACGAGCAGUCCGCUUGCUACAAUGUCUCCAUCGACUGCCGCUCAGGCGAGAUGGUGACCAAGAUCCGUACCUCCAAACUGUUCGACGGCAAGGUCUACGCUAAGGGAGCACCCAAAUCCUGCGCUGUGAAUGUGAACAACUCUCUGGAGUUUGACCUCAAGAUGCGGUACAACGAUCUGGAAUGCAAUGUGCGACAGAGUGCCUACGGCAGGUAUAUGAACGACAUUGUGAUCCAGCACCACGACAUGAUUGUCACCUCCUCCGAUCUUGGACUGGCCGUAUCCUGCCAGUACGACUUGACCAACAAGACGGUGGUUAAUAAUGUGGAUCUGGGUGUAACUGGAGAGAUUGAGUCUACGCUCAGCGAGGAAAUCAUCGUCGAUUCACCGAACGUCAUCAUGAAGAUAACCGCACGUGAUGGCAGCGACAUGAAGAGGAUCGCCGAGGUUGGGGAUCCGCUGGCACUGCGAUUCGAGAUCGUCGACGCCAACAGCCCGUACGAGAUCUUUGUAAGGGAACUGGUGGCCAUGGACGGGACGGACAGCGCCGAAAUCACACUGAUCGACGCCAACGGCUGUCCCACGGACCAGUACAUAAUGAGUGCCAUGCAAAAGCUGGCCAGCAAUCGCAAGGUGCUGCUCUCACAGUUCGACGCCUUCAAGUUCCCCUCCUCGGAGCUGGUGCAGUUCCGCGCCCUGGUCACGCCCUGCAUACCGCGCUGCGAACCGGUUAUCUGCGACAACGAUGAGAACGGCGAGCUCAAGUCGCUGCUGUCCUACGGUCGUCGCAAGCGAUCGGUGCUCAACGGCACUGAUGGCGUUGAGCUGGCCAUUAAGUCGGAACGCCAAAAACGUGAUGUGAGUCAUCAGGCGGCCGGCGAUGAGAACCUUCUGCUGGUGCAAUCGAUACAAAUCACCGAUAAGUUCGCCUUCAAUGGCGCCGAUUCUCCGGGAGGCAGCGGUUUGGAGGCCGGUGGUCUGGAUGGCCUGGCCAAAUUGCAACUGGACCUGGGCACCAAAUCGGACACUUGCAUAAAUGGCUAUGGCUUCAUAAUUGCCGGGGCUCUGUUCCUGCUGCUCCAGCUGACGGUCAUCGCUGUCUGGGACAAUAUGCAGAAGCGAGCGUUACACAAGCGGUAAGACCGUCAACGCCAGUGAAUGGCCUCUUAACAAGCCAGUUGGAAAGGUUGGAUACGGAGAAGAUGGAACCGGUGGAGUGGAUGGAGCUCCAAAUGCAGAUGGAGGAUGGAAAUGGAAGCAGAGACAGAAACAGAAACCGAGCUGCAGGUGGAGAGGCAGAAACUAGCAUGAAAUUCUACUUAGCUCAAAACUUAGCACCGCUCAUAAUCUAGUUAGUAGAUGUACGAUCGAGAGAUGGAGAUGGAGAAAUGGAGACGCCCUUCCCCGGACUUUCCGCCAUAGAGCUGGACUCCUCUGUGAAGGGAUCCCCCUAGGAACGAACCGUAGCUUAAUAUUUAUACCUAUGCCUAACUAUAAACCCCCACGUAUGUGUGCGCAUUUAGGCGCCCCCUCUAUAAGACUUACUUGCUAGGACUACUCACUCUGAAUACAUAUGUCGGCAUACUAUCAGCUUAAGACUCGGAACUUGGAACUCGGAACGAAAAGCUCCUUAGUUGUAGUGCGAACGAACCAUUCAAACCUCUCAAGCGAGCUUCGAACUGACAACCAUUGCUCGUUUAAGAGGUUUGACUGUCUACUAAUACUUAACACUUAACUUAACUUAACUUAACUUAAUGCUUAUAUAUGCUAGGCCCAAUCGAACAAUCGAACACAAACACACAAAAAUGUAAGAAAAUGUAACAAGAGACAAAACUUCAGAUGCUAUAAAAGGUAAAUAAACGUAUUAGAAAGAUACUCGUUUGCAUUCGCA